Messenger RNA from Plasmodium knowlesi strain H, 3828 nucleotides. RefSeq names its product conserved Plasmodium protein, unknown function. The transcript has 4 exons. Bases 1 to 3828 code for a protein of 1275 amino acids. NCBI's taxonomy places the organism in Eukaryota, Apicomplexa, Aconoidasida, Haemosporida, Plasmodiidae. The record is from RefSeq and is a predicted model, not a curated record.
AUGGUGGAUUACGACGACAUCACGCACACUUUACUGAUAGAGAAAAUAAAAAUACAGUACGACUCGAAUAGCCAGUGGAACAAGUUUUUUAAAUAUAGCUUGAGGAACCCGCACUCAUUUGUCUACCCCGAGAGAACACACUUCGCUGAGAAUGCCGACUUCGACUAUUUCAGUAGCGCCCUCCAGACGAAGGGGUACAAACUGAACAACGUGAGCCUUCUUAAUGUCAGCUGUAUGGAGGAGACUGACGGGGAGAGGUACCUACUGGAAGUGGAAAAACAAGAAGAGAAAAACCUUGGGAAGGAUGAAGAUUUAUUGAACAGAAAAAUUGUGAGCCUCUUCAAAGAGUGCAUGUACUACUUCAUGAGCUUCAACGAUAAGGAUGGACAAAUAUUAGACAAGCCCUCCAGGCAUUUGCACAAGAAAGAUAUAAAAGAUAGUAGUGAGUACGAACUAUUCAAAAGUCUAAGUGAUUGUAUUGUACAACUGCACGACUCCAAAGUUCUGAUGCACCAAGCCCUCAUCAUGACGAGUGAUUUUUGUGGGCUGUUCACUCCAACAUAUGUAAAAUUAACAAAAUAUUCAGAUGGAUUUUUAAAUUUCUUGAAAGAAAAUAAUAUAAAAUACAUGGACCUGUUUUACGAGGAAAUGCAAAGAAAUGAAUUUUACAAGAAGAAAAAGGAGCAUUAUGAUUAUCUGAAGAAUACCUCUUUCGUCCCGCUUACGAAGGGUGAAAUUUCCCUCGCUAAUAAGAAAAAGAAACCAGAAAAGGUGUUACCCAUCAGCGGAGCGGAGAUUUUCGGGAAAAACGACUACCACGAGGAUACUUUACAGGGACAAUCUCCAGAUGAGGGUAACGCACAAGGUGGUGGAGAUGCCUCCCCCCGUGGUGCCAUAUUGAUGAAGGAGGACCAGGCGAACAUGAAGAAAACGAACAAGAGAAAAAUAAGGGAAACUACAGAUGAGGAGAGGACUAGCUCAUGCAUAUACAUGGGUUCGGUGGUGAAGGGAGAGGAGGAGUACGACCUUACAUCCAAUCAGCUCAGAAGCAACGGAGACAGCCAAAAGAAGAAAAAGAAAAAAAGGAAAGAAGAAGACAGAAAAAAAAAAAAAGUUAAAAAGAAGAAAAAAAUGGAUAUCGAGCAAGGAACCACCGCGGCAGAAGAACAACAACUGGAGUUGGUACUGUACGAUAAUGGAGACAUCUGCAAUUAUCUGAAUAUAAGUAAUGAAGACAGGGAAUUAAGUCGAGUCGGACAAACCGAUAAAUUUAACACAGGAGAAAAUCAAAACGAAAGCAAAAACGAUUAUAAAAAUAAUUAUAAGUGUGAAAAUCAAAGGAAGAGCCCCAAUCAUCACGAUAUUAAGAAGAAUGCCAAAAUUUUCCACAUGCUGAAUAAAAAAGUGGCAUCCGAUGAAUAUAUUUACAACGAAAUAAAAGGAGACUUCAUGAAGGAAAUAAAUCUUCCGAAUAAUUAUAACUACGAUGUGAAUGCAGUUGAAAUAUGCAAGAACGACGUGAAGAAUUUCUACCGUUGUGUACUCAGACACAUAAGUAAAAAAAAAGAAAAAUUAAAAAUUUACUACAUAAUAAGUAACUUUUUAUUUUUUUUUUCAAAAAUGUAUAAAAAUACCAUAAGCUUUCAUGACAACGUACAUAAAGACAUCAAUCGGAAUUUCGACUACAAGAGUCUCGUCAUACAGGGAAAUAUGUUGCCACACAAUUUCUUCCUACUCAUAAAGGCACUGCACUUGAUGAGUCUCCAUGAUCUUAUCAAAAAUUUCUACCUCUCUGUAGAGUACGACGAAAGGAAGAAUAAAUGUCUGCACUUUUUAAACAUAACGGAAAAUAAAUUUUAUGAAAAUUUUAAAAAAUUCGAAAAUAAUAUCAAAGCUAAUUUUUUCCAUGUGUAUAAAUUCCUACACAACAUGAUACCUAUACAUAAAUUUCUCAUAGCUAAGGGCAAGGUAUAUAUUAAUUCUGAAAAAACCACCUUCUCCUUUAAAAAUAAUGAGCUUCUGCAACUGACUUAUAAUAAUCCAACGUACGACAAUAAGGGUGCCCUUGUUGUAUACGAGGAGAACAAUGACGAUGAGGGAAGGGCUAGUCAAUGGGGUGAAGUUACAAACAAGGAAGAUUCUCUUCAUAAUAGCAGUGGUAUAAGCAACCCGCACAAUGCGUUCCACUAUUUCUUGUAUGACUCAACGAACACACUGAGUAUGAACAGAAGAUCUACAAACGUGAAAAAUGUUUACACUAUUAUUGACGACAAGGAAAUGCAUAAAGUGUUGAAUGAGUUGGCAGAUCUGAAUGAUAAUUACACAAAAAAUUUAAUUAAAGAAAAGAGACUUCUCUUCAUUUUGGAUUCCUAUGAAAAGAACAGCCUUUUCCAAAAUGUACUAUUCAGCGCACCCUUUUUCGACACGUACAUUUCGCUAAUUUUCAUCUUUUACAUAAAUAGCUAUGUUAAAAAAUAUGAACCGUUCAUACACAUCCCUCUGUUCAAGCCUUCCUACUUGAAUAUGCUCGCGGGGUUCAUCAAAAGGAAGAAGCGCGAAGUCGAAAUGAAGGAACGGAGAGCCCAGGGUACACAACACACCGUAGACAGGAUGUGUAACAACUUCUUCAGGAGUUCCCUGAACAGUAUACUCAGCAACAGGGACGAGGAGAUAAUUGUGGUGGAUGGAACACCUAUGGUGGGGGAAGCAUCUACAGGGGAAGCAACAGUUGUUCUUCAAAAAGAUGUGUCGAAUGUUGGAGUGUCCUCCCCCACAGAGACGCCCCUCAACAAGCAGGAGCUCUCCGUCGAGGAGGAUCGCCUGUACACCGCGCAGAUCAAUGAGAACAACAUUAUCGUGAACGAGCGCAUGGGAAGGAAAAACGAACGGAUCGAUGUCCUUACGUGCAUAUUUGUCUUGAUCAAUGCCAACCACAAUGCCCCCACGGAGGAGGAAAAAAAGAUCCGAGAAAUAACUUUGCAUGUACUGAAGGCCAAAGAAAUGGAUUAUGCAAACCAAAAAACCAAGUACGCCUUUAAAUACAGAAACAAAAUUAGCGAUGCCAUAACUCUGAGCGAAAUAGAAAUCCGUAAAGGAGAAUUUUCAAAAAUUUUCAUUUUUGGAAUUGUCUUAAGUAACGAUAUAUCUGGGUCCACAUUACAGGAGGAUAUUCAUUGUUUGUAUAGCUUGCAAAGCACUCUUCGGUGCAAGUAUCCCACCCGCAAGUUUGAACUGCAGGCCCAAGUUUUUACAUUUUAUUGGGUGUACGAGGUGCACGUAUAUGGGUCCAUUUUUCUUAACGGAAGACAACAGGCCCAUGCACUCUCCAUAGUGGGCCAGAACUACCUACUUCCCUACCAAGUUCAGUGGAAGAGUCACCCCCUGUGGGGCUACUACCUGUACAUCAUCCAAGACAACAUCGAUAGCAAAUACUCGCAGCACAGCAUCUGCACCCUGCGGAACGACCACGGCAUAAACGUGCGCCUCUGCAGUGAAGAGUUCGAUGUACAAAUUAUAGAAACGGAUAUCAAAGAAGUGCUUCACAUGCACAAUUUAGAAUUAGAAGAUCUCAAAUAUAUCAAUAGAAAUAUAUUUCUUAAUAUUAUUUUUCUGAUAGAAAAUGGACACCUCACAUAUUUUAAUUUCCACAACACAGAAAACAUACAAAUAAACCAGAAGAACAAUUAUCUCUGCAUAAAACUUUUUAAGUCCAAAGUAACUUUCCCCUCCUUCAAAUUGAACACCCCCCUUCUCAACGACUCCUGGCUAUCCGAUGUGCUUGAGAGCGAGCACCCCCUCCCCUUUGAUUCCUACUUCUACAAAUUUUGA